Messenger RNA from Hevea brasiliensis (rubber tree), 736 nucleotides. Its product is annotated as protochlorophyllide-dependent translocon component 52, chloroplastic-like. Gene Ontology annotation, molecular function: 2 iron, 2 sulfur cluster binding. The record is from RefSeq and is a predicted model, not a curated record. The transcript is spliced from 2 exons. NCBI's taxonomy places the organism in Eukaryota, Viridiplantae, Streptophyta, Magnoliopsida, Malpighiales, Euphorbiaceae. The coding region runs from base 277 to 720 and encodes 147 amino acids.
AACAGUCAGCCAUGGAAACCAUUAGAACCUCCUCUAUUCCAUCAUUUCACGUCCCAGCUUCACUCGACAGAACCCAAAUUCUUGAAUUCCCAGUUUAAUACAUUACCAACAUCAUCUUUCUCAAGAAUUCAAACGAACAUAUCAAAAUUCAAGCUUUUCACCACCGCAUCAUCACCAUCCUCUGUUUCAACAGAAUCCAUUCAACCACCUGAGCCAGAGUUUGAAGCUGCUUCCCAUGGAGAGAAGUUUGAUUGGUAUUCUCAGUGGUAUCCAGUUAUGCCAGUUUGUGAUCUGGACAAGAGGGUGCCACAUGCAAAGAAGAUGAUGGGCCUUGAUGUGGUGGUUUGGUGGGAUAGGAAUGAGAGUGCCUGGAAGGUAUUUGAUGAUACUUGUCCUCAUAGAUUGGCCCCAUUAUCUGAAGGAAGAAUUGAUCGGUGGGGGAGGUUGCAGUGUGUUUACCAUGGUUGGUGCUUCAAUGGCUCUGGAGACUGCAAGUUUAUCCCCCAAGCACCACCAGAUGGUCCUCCUGUACACACAUUCAAGAAAGCAUGUGUAGCAGUUUAUCCCAGUACAGUGCAUCAUGAUAUUGUGUGGUUUUGGCCUAACACUGAUCCUCAAUACAAAGAUAUUAUUAUGAAGAAAAAACCUCCCUCUAUCCCAGAACUGGAUGAUCCAUCAUUCACAAAGUUAAUGGGAAAUAGAGAUAUUCCGUAUGGGUAAGUGAAAAUAUCAUCUG